AUGAGUCUUUUAACUUGGAACUGUCGAGGGCUUACCAACCCGACGGCAAUUCGAGUUCUUGCGGACCUAAUCCACAAUAAGAGGCCAAGAGUGGUAUUUCUUAUGGAGACUUUUCUGGAUAAAGGGAGAAUGGAGAAUGUGAGAGUGCAAUUGGGUUUUGAGAAUCUUUUUUGUGUUGAUGCAAACGGACACAACGACGGUUUGGCUUUACUAUGGUCUAGUUGGGUGGACCUUCAAAUUUGUUCUUACUCAGACAAUUUUAUAGACACCACGCUAGCUUUGGAUGUUGGUAGUCCACGCUGGCGGUUCAAAGGUUAUUAUGGUUUUUCCCAAAGACAAAGAUGGCGUGAAGCAUGGCAGAUGCUCCGAAGGUUGGCAGUACAGAGUGCUGAACCAUGGGUCAUUAUGGGAGAUUUUAACAAUCUCAUGCACCAGUCUGAGAAGAUAGGGCGAGCACCACAUCCGCCAUGGUGUAUCACUAGUUUUACUAAUGCGGUUGCCGAUUGCGGGUUACAGGAUUUCCCCUUUAGCGAUAAUCAGUAUACAUGGGUGCGCUCACAGGGUACCCCGAAUAUGGUUGAGGAGAAACUGGACCGUAUUCUUGUAUCGGAGGAUUGGUUAUCCCUGUUUGAGGGUGCGACUGCAUGCUCACUUGCGUGCCCGUACAGUGAUCACUUACCCCUGAUUUUAACCCCGGUGGUUACUACAACAGUCUGGCAACGAAAGCGCUUUUUAUUUGACAAUAUGUGGCUUCGCGAGGACAAAUGCCGGGCAAUAGUUUCACAUUGUUGGGACCGUACGACGGGCUUGGAUGUUUUAACCAGGAUCGAAAGUUGUGGACGUGACAUCUGGAGAUGGGGUAAAAAUUAUAACCGAGACUUCCAGCGCAAGAUUGAGCGGUGCAAAAGCCGUUUAGACCAGCUGCGGUCUCGGCGCGAUGAGGAUGGCAUGAGGGAGUAUGGUAUUGUAUGUUGA
Ipomoea nil (Japanese morning glory) is the source of this 975-nucleotide messenger RNA. RefSeq lists its product as uncharacterized. NCBI's taxonomy places the organism in Eukaryota, Viridiplantae, Streptophyta, Magnoliopsida, Solanales, Convolvulaceae. The record is from RefSeq and is a predicted model, not a curated record. Bases 1 to 975 code for a protein of 324 amino acids. The transcript has a single exon. Gene Ontology annotation, molecular function: catalytic activity.